This is a messenger RNA of Cylicostephanus goldi, 350 nucleotides long. The record is from the annotation of a GenBank genome assembly. NCBI's taxonomy places the organism in Eukaryota, Metazoa, Nematoda, Chromadorea, Rhabditida, Strongylidae.
AUGAGCUACCGAACUGCUUUACUGAUCAACAGCAGUAGAAGAGUACUGGCUUGCGCCGAAUCGCGCAGUAUCCACUCGGCAAUACCGCAAAAAAGCAUCAUCAAAGCUGCUACGAAAGUAGCUUCUGCUGUGGCUAAUGCAGCUGUUGAAACCCUCAGUGUAGCUGGAAAAGGUGUACAAAAGACGAUGAAUACUGGAUUUGAACAGACAUUGGAAGUAGCAAAAGCGGCUUCGGAAGCUCUCCGGGAUACCACAAGCAGUAGCAAUAACGAAGAAGGAUCCAAAGAUAAUUAUGAUAAUUACAGUGGUCCUGACGGUAAGGUAAGUACAUAUUCACUAUUUUGGUAACG